This is a messenger RNA of Durusdinium trenchii, 417 nucleotides long. NCBI's taxonomy places the organism in Eukaryota, Dinophyceae, Suessiales, Symbiodiniaceae. The record is from the annotation of a GenBank genome assembly.
AUGGGGCUCACUGUGGUGUCGGCGUGCUCGGGCAAAGUCCUGCUGGUCCUCAGCCUGGAGGACUUUCAAACCGAGCGGACCAGUGGCACCAGCCUCACAGGAAGGGCACUGAAGCUGGAGUUGGCAGCACGACAGUUUGGCACAAGGUUCCGGUUGAGACUCUUGCAUGUGGACAGCAGUGUGGAGAUAAAGGACGAGGACGCGCUGAUGUUGCCGCUGGAACUGAAGCUGGUGAUGUUGGCCCUUUGCCCACCUGAUCCAGAAGAGGACGCCCAAUUCAUCCUGGCCUGCGAAGAAGGACACCUAGAGGAGGUGGAGCAGAGUUUGCAGCGGCCCCAAGACCCAGACACCACCGAUAUGGGAUGGACUGGUUUGCAUUUGGCAGCUCUGAAUCUGGGAACCAGCAAGAGCCGGUGA